This is a messenger RNA of Lactuca sativa (garden lettuce), 429 nucleotides long. Lineage: Eukaryota; Viridiplantae; Streptophyta; Magnoliopsida; Asterales; Asteraceae. The record is from RefSeq and is a predicted model, not a curated record.
UCUGUUGGCAUAGAAGCUAUCAGUAGAGGAUGCUCUCAGGUCCAUUUUGUGGAAAUGGAUCCAUGGGUUGUAUUCGAUAUUCUAUGCCCUAAUUUAGAAUGGACUGGAUUUCUUGAUAAUUCAGUUAUACACACAGGUUAUGUGGAAACUUUAUUUGAGUGCAUUAAAGAAUCUUCAGGAAAAGAUGGACCAUUUAAUUACAUAAGUGCGACACCGCUGUACAUGGAAGUGGAUUAUGUGAUUUUAGUGAAGCAAAUUUCAGAAUCAUCUGUCAUUAGGGAUGAUUCUUUUAUAGUUGUGGAGUAUCCAUUCAGAACCAACAUGCUGGAAACAUGUAUGUGUCUUGUUAGAUUAGCUAAUCAUCAUUUUGGAAGGACACACCUAGCAAUAUACGAGCCCACAAGGGCUCAGAAGAAUAGAAGAUCGUAA